GAGCGCGGAGUCCGCCAUUCGCUCGCCUCACGCUUUCGGAGUCGCCUGAUACACCGCAGCUGCGCGGGAAAGGAAGAGGAGGCCGGAGGCGGCGCUGGUGCCCUCAUGCUUUCCGCACUGUUACAGAAGUUUUAUCAAGUUUCCGUGCUUCUUAACUGUGUUGGAUCCAUUUUAACUCUCUUCCUGCCAAGAUGUCUAUUGGUGUGCCGAUUAAAGUUCUACAUGAGGCUGAGGGUCACAUUGUGACGUGUGAGACAAACACCGGUGAGGUGUAUCGUGGGAAGCUCAUUGAGGCGGAAGACAACAUGAACUGCCAGAUGUCCAACAUCACGGUCACAUACAGAGAUGGCCGAGUGGCACAGCUGGAGCAGGUGUACAUCCGUGGAAGCAAGAUCCGCUUUCUGAUUUUGCCUGACAUGCUGAAAAAUGCACCCAUGUUAAAGAGCAUGAAAAAUAAAAACCAAGGCUCAGGAGCUGGUCGGGGAAAAGCUGCUAUUCUGAAGGCCCAAGUGGCCGCGAGAGGAAGAGGACGUGGAAUGGGACGUGGAAACAUCUUCCAGAAGCGAAGAUAAAUUUAUCUGUUGAACAGAACUUUGCCGUUAUUUUUUUCUUUUAGGUUAUUUGGGUUUGCUGCGGUGUGAAGAAGUAUGAAGUGUGUGCUUAUGUAUAUGUUCUAUGUUUUCUUUUGACAUCUGCUUGAGAUCGGGAGAAAUGUUAAAAUAAAUAAAUGUAGUUUUUUCCUUUUUGA
Messenger RNA from Hipposideros armiger (great roundleaf bat), 748 nucleotides. RefSeq names its product small nuclear ribonucleoprotein D3 polypeptide (gene SNRPD3). Gene Ontology annotation, cellular component: spliceosomal complex. The record is from RefSeq and is a predicted model, not a curated record. NCBI's taxonomy places the organism in Eukaryota, Metazoa, Chordata, Mammalia, Chiroptera, Hipposideridae. The transcript has 5 exons. Bases 192 to 572 code for a protein of 126 amino acids. Gene Ontology annotation, molecular function: RNA binding. Gene Ontology annotation, biological process: RNA processing; spliceosomal snRNP assembly.